Messenger RNA from Colletotrichum truncatum, 726 nucleotides. RefSeq names its product aspartyl-tRNA synthetase. Gene Ontology annotation, cellular component: cytosol; aminoacyl-tRNA synthetase multienzyme complex; cytoplasm. Gene Ontology annotation, biological process: aspartyl-tRNA aminoacylation. Lineage: Eukaryota; Fungi; Ascomycota; Sordariomycetes; Glomerellales; Glomerellaceae. The record is from RefSeq and is a predicted model, not a curated record. Gene Ontology annotation, molecular function: RNA binding; ATP binding; aspartate-tRNA ligase activity.
AUGGUUUGUGCUCGCGCCAGCUUCCGCCAUGCUCGGCUUGACCCCGGGGCCGCGAGCCAGCUCAUCGUCAAUUUUAGCGACGAGAAAGCCCAAGAGGAGGGUAUUAACGCUGGGAAGGUUGUUGCCGAGACUGCGACGCCAGCUGCAAGCAUGAUCGCCCACCUCGACAACAUCGCCAUGCACAAACGCGCUCCUGUUCAACAGGCCAUUGCGCAUCCCCAAGAGAAGGCCCUCAGCGAAGUUGUCCACGCCAAGUACAACACAGACUUUUACGUCAUUGACAAGUACCCCGGCACGGCGCGGCCAUUUUAUGCCAAGAUUGACGAUGCCGGUGCAAUGGUUAGAGAUAAUGUUAGUGUGUCCAAUGCCUUUGACUUCCCUGUUCGCGGGCAGGAGGUCCUCCCUGGCGGCCAAAGAAUUCACGACCCGGCCGAACUUGAGGUGCGUCCCCGAGCCAAGGACGUCGACCCGGAAAGUGCGGGCAUCAAGGAGUACUUGGCGACGUUCCGGCAAGUCGGUGUAUCACCACAUGGUGGAGGUGACAUUGGUCUUGAUCGCGUGGUUGCAGGGUUCUUGGCACUCACCAGCGUCCACCUCGCGGCGUAUCAUCCUCGUCCUCAGAGACUGCUGCCAAAAAAAGAUCCGAGAAGAGCCUCGAUCUUUGGCGGCCCGAAACACAUUAGUCUUUUGCCAAUUGUGCAAGGAGUUGGGGCAUUUGGGCGAUGA